Molecule: messenger RNA, 7334 nt
Organism: Scylla paramamosain (green mud crab)
Lineage: Eukaryota; Metazoa; Arthropoda; Malacostraca; Decapoda; Portunidae
Gene: Usp16-45
Product: ubiquitin carboxyl-terminal hydrolase 16-like
Exons: 22
Coding region: 585-4352 (1255 amino acids)
Biological process (GO): protein deubiquitination
Molecular function (GO): zinc ion binding; cysteine-type deubiquitinase activity
Source: RefSeq, a predicted model, not a curated record
GCCAGAAGAGGCUUGGCACAGUGCCGUGAAUGCCUGUGCCCGCCGCUUGGCCCUCAGUCUCUCUCCUUCCCUUGUGAUAUAAACCCCUUCAUCAUUUUCCUCCAUUUACGCGGAUCUUUCUCAUAUCCAGCAUAUGAUUUUCGUCAUAAGUGAGGAGGCAUUUAAUCGUCUGAAAAAUCUAGGAAGUGUGCGCACAAAACCAGUAAUACCUGCAGAAAGGAAAGUACAUAUUUAGUCAGUGUUGGAGGGUUCAGAACACAUCCCUGGUGGUCCUAAUACAACACAACCAGAACCAGAUAGGGAGAUAAAAGCAGUGAGUGAGAGAAACAGGGAAAGAAGUAAGGAAGGGAGGAGAAGUCGAACGCACAAGAGAUAGAAAGAGGAAACAAGUUGUAACUCUGCCCAGCAUUAGAAUCGUGACGCCUUGCAAACGUAAACACUGCAAUGAGGAACAGACAGAUGAACAAGUGUGACGCUGUUAGAUAAUAAACAAACACCAAGACAACGAGGAGCAAAACAGCGAGUGAACCAGAAAAUGCACUAGAGAGAGACGAAGACAAGAAAUAAAAAAAUAACGAGCCAAGAUGUGUGCGAUGAAGAAUAACAAGAGGGACUCCCUUCCGUCACUCACCAUGAACAAGUUUUUCGUAAACAAGCGUGCCUCCAUGUUCGAGAAGGAGGAGCCGCCGCCGGUCUCUAAGAGGGACUGGCGGGAGUGGAGUCCUUGUGGCUUGGUGGAGACCUCGCAGCGGAAGAUGGCAGAGAGGAAGGAGAAGGAGAGGAAGAACAUGAUGCGUGCCCGACUGAAGCGACAGGCAGACCCAUACGCAGAGGAGAGCAGCGAUCCAGAGGAAGACGACGACUGCCCUGACUCCAAGGCUUGUGGACACGCCAGCCGGUCCGUCAACUUUGGCCAGGUGAAGAAGACACUGAAGCAGGGCCAGCAGAUCGGGGAUUGUACACAGUGCCGCAAGGGUCACUGCUCGGGGCUGAACGAGGCGCCCAACCCUAUUGUGGAUAACUAUGUACCGGUAAUCUGGCUGUGUCUCUACUGUGGCCACCAAGGCUGUGACCGCAAUACUAAGGAACAGCACGCCCUCCUGCACUUCAGGCGCCCCCACUCUGACCCACACUGCCUCAUCCUCAACACCCAGGCCUGGAAUGUUUGGUGUUACGAGUGUGACUCCGAGGUGCACCAGACCAGCUCCAAGAAACUCCACGAGGUAGUUGAGUUUAUCAAGAGACAGAAGGACAUGGCGCCCCGCAGAUCCUCCUCUAACCGCCCCACCCUUAACUCAUCGCAGUACUCCAGCGUGGGUGAGUGCGGGUCCAUCACGGUGGCCAAGGGCUCCGUCAGUUCCUUUGAUGACAACUCCAAGGCUGCGAAGAAUCAACGCAACGCCCAGGCCAGUGUGCUCGCCUCCCUGCCUAAAGUAAAGGGACUCAGCAACCUUGGGAACACCUGCUUCUUCAACUCAGUGAUGCAGAGUCUCUCCCAGACACACUUCCUCACGCAGCUGCUGGACUUGCAGUGUCAGAGUGGCCAGCGAGUGUACCUACCCGGCCGCUCCAAGGCACCCCGGCUGGGCCUCAACGGGGAAGUGAGGCAGGAGAACGGCAGAGUCAAGCAGAAGAAGAGGGAGACAGAGAAUGAGGAUGAUGAUGAUGUGGAGCUGGUGAGUUGUGGGGAGGACAAGAGGAGAGGGUGGAUGUGGGGCGGCCUGACUCUCGCCACGGCCACACUGCUGAAGGAAAUGCACUCUGUCGGCAAGAACCACAUCCUCAACCCAGGCUACCUCUUUGGCCAGUUACACGGACAGGAUGCCUCAAUCUGCAAGAAGAGCACUCAGUUCCAAGGAUAUGAACAGCAGGACGCCCAUGAACUCCUGCGCUGCCUCUUAGAAGCCAUCAGGAAUGAGGAGAUCCUGCGGGCCAAGAGAGCCAUCCUCAAGGCCUUUGCUCUGUCCGAGAAGACCGACCCCAACAGCGUCAGUCCACGGCUCAAGACUAUGAUCAAGGGUUACGGCAGGCAGGCCACACACACCAUCGUUGACCAGAUCUUUGGGGGGCAGCUUAUCAGUACCAUCUUCUGUGAGGAGUGCCACUGGUCGUCCCAGGUGUUUGAGCCCAUGAUGGACCUCUCGCUGCCCAUCAAUGAGGAGAAGGGCAAACCAAAGAAGAACAACAUCAACGACGAGACAGUGUUCGACUGCUUUGGGCGGCCAACGAGCAUUGCGGGCGGCAACCAGAACAACGUGAACAGCAACCUGACCACCACCAGCAACCACAGCGGCAACAGCAGCCUGUCCAAGCACCAGCUGAAGAAGCAGAAGAAGGCGGAGAAGAAGCAGCGGCGGGGGCACAAGGGACGGGGGAAGGGGAAGGGCGGCAGUCUGGCCCCCUCCUGCAUCAGACCCAACAAUGAGGACGAGGACACGGGCAAGAGUGAGAAGAUGAAGCGACGCACCACAGAGAAGAGCCAGGUGGGGGAUCAGGAGGACCUAGCCAGGAUGGAGAGUCAGAGGGCAGGUGGUGGUGACUCGGCCAGCCAGGAAACGAAACGCGGAGAGAGUUCAAGAUUCAAGAAGCUAAUGGCAGCGCGUCGAGUGGAGAGGCAGAAGGAGAGUGGCGAUGACGGAGGCAGCGAUGAGGAUUCCGAGUAUGACGUUGAUGAGGAUGAGGAGGACGACUCUCUAGGGGGCCAAGACAAGCCCGACGGCCCCCUGCACAGGAACGGCCAGGAGAAGAAGGACGUCAGCAAGGAUGAGAAGAUGAGAAAGGAGGAGGAGACGGAGGAGGAGAGCGAGGAGGAGGAUUCAGAGGAGACGGAGAGUGAGAGUAAAAAUAACGAAAGUGAUGCAGGAAGCUCCAAGAAGAAAGGAUCAUCCACAGAGACAAGUGAUGCGGACAUAGAGGACAACACAGACUCAGACCGUGUGCGGCACAAGUACCACAACACACGGCAGCCGUCCAUUGUGGUGGAACAGUCCGAGACCGAGACCCGAGGCAGCAACGACGGUCUUGCUCUGAACCAGAAUUUUCAGCUGGUCCCUUACUAUGGGCCUUAUCUCUCCCCCUACUGCCGUGUUCUGAGAUAUCUCAACACUUGCUACUCCAGUGACCAACUCAACUACAACUCUGCUUCUGAGACAUCCGAGCGUUACUUCACCCCCUAUGAGAAAGACUGCAAUGGCCUGGACACUGGAGAUGACCUUGAAAAUUACCAGGAGUCUCAGACAGAACGCGCUGACAACGUGUCCCUGCGAUCUGACAACACCAACACCAGUGGCAAGGCUUCCUCCACUGCCACAGGGGACACGUGUUCUAUAUCGAGCGGGGAGACUGUCGGGAACUUUGACAUGGAGAACAAGGUACCAGUGGACCAGGCACAUAUGGAUGAGAUGUGCCUGAAGGUGAAGGAACUGAAGAUCCGGCGUAAGUCUUGCAGCAAAGAGAGCCUGCUGGACACCACCCAGAGGUCCAGCCAGAAGCGAGGGUCCACAGAGACACUGCAUACCUUUAAUGAGAAGCUGGAGGAGGAGGAGGAUGAGAGUAUCAAGAAGGCCAAGUUCCUGAAGAAGUCAAAGCAGGAGUGGAUCGCCCGCAGCCUCACCACUCUUGCCCCACGGUACCAGUGUAGGAGUCAGGAGUGCUCAGUGAUGUCUUGCCUCACUCACUUCACUGCGCCAGAGCUCCUCACCGGCAACAACAAGAUCACCUGUGAGAACUGCACCAAGCAACACAACAAGCUCCACCCAGACGACCAGAAGGACUCAGUGAAGAGCAACGCCAGUAAGCAGAUGCUGAUCCUGUCCCCGCCAGCUGUGCUUACUUUGCAGCUCAAGAGAUUUCACCACAUGGGCUUCAACCUGACUAAAGUGAACCGCUAUGUCAAGUUCCCCCUUGUGCUGGACCUCGCUCCCUUCACCUCCUCAAUCUCCCUGGGGCUCGGCAACAUGUCCCAGGGGCAGUCACAGGUGCUCUACGGCCUCUACAGCGUCGUGGAGCACUCAGGUCGCUUAAAUUCUGGCCACUACGUCGCUUACGUUCGUUCCCGACCCUUGGACCCAAACCACACAAACCGACAGUACCUCAACUUGAAGCCCUCCAGCCAGUUUGAGAUUGACCACCUGGUAGCAGAGAUGGCUGAGAAGGUUGAGGCGUCAUCCGGCACUCUCCAUAAUGACCUGAAGGCUUCUCCCAGGAAUAAUGCAACUAAUGUGCAGGAGUUUGAGGAGGAGAUCAAGGCGGGGCGGUGGUUCCACGUGUCGGACACCUACGUUGCCGAGGUGAACAUUGACCGAGUGCUGAAGGCCCAGGCGUACCUGCUCUUCUACGAACGCCUGGUCUGAGGCCGGCAACACUUAGACUGUACAUACUUAUUUCUACUAGCGAAUUAACUUAUUGAGUACAUAUUUAUUUGUACAUUUCUUCCUAGCCGUAUGCUUAGAGCGCCAAUCUCUGCGUCACCGCCCAGCCUUAGUGGUAUGCCAGGGAGGACCAUUCUGUGACAGCCUUAUCUGAACAUGUAGUACAAAACAUGGGCUCUUCAUUGUGUGCAGGCCUCAGGCCAGGGCAGGGCAGGCUGAGGUCCAUGGGUCUAAAAGGGCAGCAUAAUAGUGAGUCACAGGGCAGUGUUGGGUAUGGAUAGUCCUUAGGGGCAGGGCAGGACAGAUAACCAGGUCGUUGAUAGUCUUCCAAGGCAGCAUAAUACUAGAUGGAGAGUGGUGGAUAAGUGGUGGGCUGUGAGUGUUCAGUGUUGUGUGAGCCAGCCAGCCAUGCAGGGGUGUCGGCUUGUGGCAGGGUGACACAGCAGGUGGUGUGGUGCAGUGUUAGGAUGUGCUAGGGUGAGGGAAUAACUGUGUUUGUGUACUUGUUUGGUGUGGUGGUGCUGCGACCCAGCACACUGGUGGGGAUUGACCACCACAGUGUUUGCAAGGUUCAGUACAGGCCAGGGAGGCAAGUACAGUGUUCUAAGUGUAGAUAAACAUUUUACUCUUCACUGCUCUGAGGUGUUUUGUUGUGUUGGUGGGAUGGCAUCCUCAUCACAGGUUCUUUCUACUGUACGUGUUAGAGGGAAGUCAGUGUGUGAGGAGGCAGCCCAGCUCCUGACUCAGCAUGAUUCACAAGGCAGUGUGUGUGGGGUGGCCCGUCGGUGCCUCGGCCUGUGCUGCGGCACCCACAGACUGAGAGGCAAGUGUGAUUGGUUCGUCGUGUUGGCGUGGAGUCCCAUUUUCCAUUUCUACAUUGUUUUGAAACGUUUACAUUAUUUUUAUGCAGACGUGGGACUCCCGGAGGAGAGCCGAGUGGCGGCUCUUGUUUUGCCGGGGCUUAUUUUCAAGCCCUCAUUACUUCUGUAUAUAUUGUGACUUAUUCAGAAUGGUGACUAGGAGAAUGAUUGGUGUGUGUAGGGAGACAGUAUUCCUGUUGCAGCGUGUUGAGAGUGCCGAGCCGUGUGUAGUGUGUGUCCCAAGGUGUAGUGGCUGAGGCAGGCGUGGCAGACACAGCACUGCCUGGUGGGCCUGCAGCACCCAUGGGCAGCAGUGUCCUGGUGAACACACUGACAGGUCCUCCUCUGAUGGCUAAACCUUAUCACUUUGGCUGCAGUGCUGAGGCUUUGUAUGAAAAGACUUGUACUUUGGUGACAUCUUAGCGAGACAUAAUGUAAAUAUAGAGUAACACGACGUGACGCAGCGUUGUUAGGAAGCACGUGAUGAAUAUGUCAGCCUCAUCUGUGAUAUCAAGUCUCUCUUCAUUACAGAGGUGCCUCUUUGUAAUACCCUAGAUAUACAUUGCCACACAGAGCCAACCGAGUCUUUCAAACAGCAAGCGUAAUCUGCAUGGGUGAUUUUACCAGCUGAGCCAGUGCCAAACAGAUAUCCUGCCUGUACAAACUUAUGAACCUCUCCGCCGUGCCUCGCUCUCACCAAAUCAAAGUGUAGCUCCCUUGCUCCCUCUGUGUUCCCCUCACAUCAUGCACAGCAGAGUCAGGCUUGUAUCCUCACACUCGCCUCUCAUUUUUCAGUCUGGGAUAAUUAGUCAGCCUCUCAUGUGAGUUUUCAUUGUUGAUCAGGUAGAGUAAUGUUAGACUCUUGCCAGAAUCAUGAAAACACCCAUGUAAACUUCCAUAUCAGUCUGUCAAACGUUGUUUUCUGUAGAUUCCACCAGAAAAAUCUCAACUUUUUCCACCAGAUUACUCCAGGUAUAAUUUUUCUGUAGAUUGCUGCAGAUAAAUAUCCUACAUAAACUUUUCUUUAGAUUACUCAAGAAAUGAAUAUCAUGUUAUUUUUUUCUGUGAUACUCCUGAAAGGUCAACUUUUUUCUGUAGAUUCCUCCAGAAAAUAAUAAGUUAAUAACUUUUAUGUAGAUUACCCCAGAAAAAUAAACUUUUCUGUAGAUUACUCCAGAAAAGAACAUUUCAUCAACUUUUCUAUAGAUUACUCCAGAAAGCAAAGCAAUUCAACAACUUUUCUAUAGAUUACUCCAGAAAACAAAGCAAUUCAUCAACUUUUCUGUAGACUAUUCCAGGAAAAACAGCAAUUCAUCAACUUUUCUAUAGAUUACUCCAGAAAACAAAGCAAUUCAUCAACUUUUCUGUAGAUUACUCCAGAAAACAAAGCAAUUCAUCAACUUUUCUGUAGAUUACUCUAGAAAACAAACCAUUUCAACAACUUUUCACUAGAUUACUCCAGAAAAAACUGCCACAUCUACAUUUUUUGAGUAGAUUGUAACAGAAGACCAAAUCCUCGUAGUCCGACGGGAAGGAUAGCAAACUUUGGCACUUUUUGUAACAAUUUAGUAACAUUUGUACCGUGGCAAAGAUUGGUAAAGACAGAAGAGAGAAAUUUGAACCAGUAAUAUACAGGGGAAGGCUGUGUGUGUGUGUGUGAGAAGAGAGUGAGUGAGUGAGUGAGUAUAUGUCUAACGUGAGGUCAUUUUUCCAUAGCAUUUCUUCAGACAUGUGAUAGCAACUAUUAUUAUAAACUGCAUUAUCUUUUUAUUUUAUUCAAUUUUUUUUUUUUAUUUAAACCCCCGUCAGACCUGUACGAUAUUAAACCCCUCCUUUACCCUCGACAACAUAAAGACAGCAAGGUACUAUAGACGAUAUGAAAGUAUAGAUGAAAGUAUGUGCUAUAGAGUUUUCAAGUGUACAUCAAUUUGUCAGUUUGUGUACGAGUUUUUAUUUAUUUAUUUAUUAUUUUUUUUAGAUUUUUUUUUUUGUGAAUGAGAUGAACUGAACUGCAAGAAAGAAGACAAAGAAGAGAGUUUGAAUUAAGCAUUACAAUUUUGCUUUUUAUUGUGUAUAUAUAUAUCAAAUAGUUAAAGAAGAAAAA